Messenger RNA from Closterium sp. Naga37s-1, 1740 nucleotides. Lineage: Eukaryota; Viridiplantae; Streptophyta; Zygnematophyceae; Desmidiales; Closteriaceae. The record is from the annotation of a GenBank genome assembly.
AUGGCUCCUGGUAUCAAUAUUGCCACUUGCGCUCCGAGAGUACGAGCGGAGUGCCUAGAUCGGAACGUACGGUCCAGAUCUCACGGCCUGCCUAGCAUCUCCCAGCCGGUUCCCGCCAAAUCCAGCCAAUCGUUAUCCCUGAAGAACGCCGGCGCUCGGGCACAGUCUCCCAUUCCCGCUCUUUCCUCGCGACGCCUCGAUCAGGACCAAUCAGAUGCCCCUACGUUGUCUUCCGUCCGAGCCGCGUCAGCGCUGCAAUCACUCGACGCGCCGCUCGCCGAGACGCCAGAUGCGCUGCCGCCAGAAGUGCCGUACACUGUAGUUAUGAAGUUCGGCGGCUCGUCGGUGGCGAACGCGGCGCGCAUGAGGGAGGUGGCAGAUCUGAUUCUGUCAUUCCCAGAGGAGAAUCCGAUCAUCGUCAUGUCCGCUAUGGGGAAAACGACAAACCACCUGAUCAAGGUGGGCGAGAGGGCGCUGACAUGCGGGUCCGCCAAGUGCGCGGCGAUCGACGAGCUGCGAGUGAUCAGAGAGCUCCACGUGUCCACCAUGGAGGAGCUCGGCGUCGAUUGCGCUGAGGUGCAUGAACUGAUGCACGAGCUGCAGCAGCUAGUAACGGGGAUAGCGCUGAUGCGCGAGCUGACUCCGCGGUCCUCGGAUUACCUCGUGUCGUUCGGCGAGCGCUGCUCCACGCGCAUCUUCGCCGCCUACCUCAACUCCCUGGGAGUGCCGUCCAAGCAGUUCGACGCAUUCCAGAUGGGAGUGAUCACCACGGACGAGUUCACCAACGCGGACGUGCUGGACGAGACCUACCCCGCUGUGGCCGACUCCCUCCUCUCCGCUUACAAUGCUCACCGGGAGGCUGCUGCUGCCAGUGAUGUCGACGGCGGGGAUGGCAGCAGGACGUUUAUCCCGGUCGUUACGGGCUUUCUGGGCAGGGGCAAGAAGAUGGGUGCGACAACGACGCUGGGCCGUGGAGGCAGCGACCUGACGGCGACCAUCAUAGGGCGGGCGCUGGGGCUGCGGGAGGUGCAGGUGUGGAAGGACGUGGACGGGGUGCUCACCUGCGACCCCAACCUGCACCGCUCCGCUGUGCCCGUGCCCUUCCUCACCUUCGAGGAAGCUUCCGAGCUGGCGUAUUUCGGAGCGCAGGUUCUGCACCCGCAGAGCAUGCGACCGGCGCGGGAGGGGAAUAUUCCAGUCAGGGUGAAGAACUCGUAUAAUCGCAGCGCUCCCGGGACGUUGAUUACCCAAGAGAGGGAUUUAUCGUCGGCGCUGCUGACCAGUAUUGUGGUGAAGCGUGGGGUUACCCUGCUGGAUCUGGUCAGCCUGAGGAUGCUCGGGCAGUUUGGGUUCCUCGCGAAAGUUUUCGCGAUUUUCGAGGCGCAGGGGAUUUCGGUGGAUGUAGUGGCGACGAGUGAGGUGAGCCUGUCGCUGACUCUUGACCCUGCGAAGCUGUGGUCGCGGGAGCUGAUUCAGCAGGAGCUGGAAAAGAUGGUGGAGGCGCUCGAGCAGGUGGCGGUGGUGAAGUUAUUGCAGCGCCGGUCGAUUAUUAGUCUGAUUGGGAACGUGGCGCGGUCGUCGGUGAUUCUGGAGAAGGUAUUUGGCGUGUUCAGACGAAACGGGACAAAUGUGCAGAUGAUUUCACAGGGAGCUUCCAAGGUGAACAUUGCGUUGGUAGUGGAUGAUGAUGAAGCCACAGAGCUGGUGCAGCUGCUGCACAAGGAGUUUUUUGGCGUUUAG